AUGCCCAGCGCAGCAGCUUCCGGAGCUGAUACGGGUGGUUCGGCUCGAUCUCGCGAUCACAAGCAGGGUAACCAGGGACGAACCUUUACACCGGACCAGGAAGCAGCAGUUAUCCGUAUCCGAAAAUGCGAGCCCACUGCCUUUUAUGAUGUCUUGAACCUCGAGAGCGUCAAGACAACAUGUACCGAAUCCGAGAUCAAGAAGGCUUACAGGAAGCAAUCGCUUCUGACCCACCCCGACAAGAAUGGACAUCCCCAUGCCGAUGAGGCUUUCAAGAUGGUCAGCAGGGCUUUUGGAAUCUUGGGCGACAAGGAAAAGAGGGAAAAGUUUGAUAAGUUUGGCGGAGAUCCUGAUAGUCGAUUUGCCAGCGCUCAGGCAAACAACCCUUUCUUCAACCAGCGAGCCGGUGGUGGCAUGAGAGGUGGCCCAAUGUUCCAGGAUGAUCUGACUCCAGAGGAGAUGUUUGCUCGUUUCUUUGGAGGAGGAAACGGUGGCUUUGGCGGUGGUGGUCCAUUCGGAGCUUUUGAUACAGGUCCUCAAUUUGUCUUUAACUUCGGCGGAGGUCCCGGAAUCAGGGUGCAUCAGUUUGGUGGAGGAAGGCCAAGAACGCGACCUCGAGAAGCUGCUGGAGGUGCUCGACAGGAGGAAGGCAACGCUUUCCAAACCCUCCUGGGUCUGUUGCCCAUUAUCCUAUUCUUUAUCCUGCCCAUCAUCACCUCAUUCUUCUCGGGCGAAUCUGGUACAUCAGCGGCAUCGAAUCCCCGCAUGGUUUACGACAAUCCUCUACAUCCUUACACCCAGGAGCGUACGAUGCCGAAUUUGAACACUCCCUACUACGUGAACCCCGACGACGUGGCAAAGUAUUCACCAACCAAACUCAACAAACUCGAUCGCACGGCCGAACAUCAGCUGCUGAGGCAUCUCAAGAAUGAAUGCGAGAAUGAGUUGAUUUACCAACGGAGGUUGGAGGAUGCCGCUUCGGGAUGGUUCUACCAGGAUCCCGACAAGAUGGCGCUCGCACAGUCGUACUCGAAGCCGUCUUGUGAACGAUUGCGCAACCUUGGAGUCAAGUUUUAA
This is a messenger RNA of Fusarium poae, 1077 nucleotides long. RefSeq lists its product as uncharacterized. The coding region runs from base 1 to 1077 and encodes 358 amino acids. Gene Ontology annotation, biological process: cellular response to misfolded protein. Gene Ontology annotation, molecular function: Hsp70 protein binding. The transcript is spliced from 2 exons. Gene Ontology annotation, cellular component: endoplasmic reticulum membrane. The record is from RefSeq and is a predicted model, not a curated record. Lineage: Eukaryota; Fungi; Ascomycota; Sordariomycetes; Hypocreales; Nectriaceae.